This is a messenger RNA of Phasianus colchicus (ring-necked pheasant), 3715 nucleotides long. The record is from RefSeq and is a predicted model, not a curated record. NCBI's taxonomy places the organism in Eukaryota, Metazoa, Chordata, Aves, Galliformes, Phasianidae.
AUCGUUCUGACGCUGCGGGGCAAGAUGGGGCGCUGCUUCUCGGCGGAGCUCUGCGAGGACCGCACGGAUGGAUCUAACAGGACCGAGCUCCCGAGCAUCGGAAAGAGUCGGGCAGGAAAGAGAGCAGAGAAAGAAAAUGCUCUUGUGAAAAUAGACGAGCUAGGAGUUGAGCUUACAAAGAUCAGGGAUGAAGUCGCCAUCAACACAGCGAGAUGUAAGAAACUACAAAAUGAGAAGGAGGAUCUGGAGAGGCGCUUAGAGGAGGAGGCGAGAAAGCUUCGCUGGCAGCAGAAGGAGGAGCUGCAGGUUCUGGAGCAGCGUUUACGUGAGGAUUACAGCACUAAGAUGGAGAGCCUGCAGGAGCAGCACAAGAUGCAACUGGAUCUAGUCAAGUCUCAACAUCUGCACCAGGUGUCCGACCUCACAGCUGUCCACCAAGCUUCAGUAUUACAGCUGGAAAACAACCACGCCGUCACCCUUGCUGUACUGCAGGAUGAGCACAACCGUGAGAUCCGAGAACUGGUUGCUGCUCACGAACUGGAGAAAACACAAUUAAAGGAAAAUUUUGAAAAGCUGCGGCUGUCGCUCCAGGACCAGAUAGACACCCUCACCUUCCAGAACCAGUCCCUGAAGGCCAAAGCAGACCGAUUUGAGGAGGCUUUGAAGAAGAACACUGAGGAACAACUGAAGAUUGCGCAAGCUCCUUAUCUGCACUUAGAAGAAGAUCUGAAGAGUUUAAAACAUGUUCUGGAAUUGAAGAACCAUCAGAUUCAUGAACAGGAGAAGAAGAUUAUGGAGCUAGAAAAACAAGCUGAGAAAAAUUUAAUCCUGGAAGAAAAAAUCACUGUGCUGCAACAGCAGAAUGAAGAACUCAGAGCCAGGAUUGAGCAGAACACCGUCAUAACAAGGCAACUGUCGGAGGAAAACGCCAAUCUCCAAGAAUAUGUCGAGAAAGAAGUGGAGGAGAAGAAGCGGCUGAGCAGAACAAACGAGGAGCUGCUCUGGAAACUGCAGUCGGGAGAUGCCGUCAGCCCCGUGAAAUCCCCCCCAGCAUCAUCCACAUCAUUCUAUCGCUGCUCUUCAGGGAACUCCUCGCCAGCCAAAGCCAGAACCGUGCGACGGUGAUCCAUCAUGGCCCUCUGCCUCGGGCAUGUUUCCAGCUGCUGAAACUCACACCCAAGGAAGUACCACCAUCAGCAGGUGCCAGAGCUCGUGGCUGCAAGCAUGCUCCCUGGCUGCAUAGCUUUACACUAGGCAGGGCUCUCCAAGAGACCUCAGAUAGGAGCUCAUGGUUUUGACACGUUCAUUACAAUAGCAGGGAGGAUAGUGAUAAGUUAGGAUAGCAGAAAGGUAGGCUAGCAAAAGGUUUAGCUUAGUAUGAUAAUGAUUUCACUGUUGUUAGAGCCAGCUGUUGGAAAAUGCUAUAUGACAGGUUCAUUGGGAUGGACGGCUGCUGCAGUACUUCAGGUUAGUCUCAAAUAGAGUUCCAGUUGUGAAUAUUUCUGUAUAUGUGUCUGUGUUUAUAUACAUGUAUGUACUGUACCUUUAUACCUAUAUAUAGACGCACACACAUAUGUAUGUAGUUGAAGACGUUCUGAAUUGCAUUUUUUUAUACUCUUGGAUACUAAGUGCUGAUCUAUUUUCAUUACAGUCAGCGGUUUUCUAACUCGUGCCUAAGACUUGUAUCAAAACAAAACGCAUUUCUGUUGCGCCUCCCAGGAACAUUUAUACCCGAACCAGAAGGAAGUCCCACAGAAAUAGAAGCGCCUUCCAAGUGACCACCAAGUGGUACAAUCCUUAACACCAGCGACUUUGGCAUUCUGAGACAGUACUGCCUUGAGAAAUCACCUUUGCAUUGAGCACCAGAUGAGAAACACAAACCAUCCACUGCUUUUAGCUCCUAGCGUUGAUGUUGUAAGUAAGUGGGGAUAGGAUAGAGAUGAGAAACCCAAGAGUUCUAGUCAAUAUGAUAGAGGUUACUGGGUAAUGUGUUUCAAUUUUAGACUCUUUAGCUCCUAGAUAGCUUUUAUCUUGCUUCCCCUUAACCUAGCUUUGAAAGUCAAAACCUCUGGGUGUAGGGUCCUGUUCUGGUUGAUAAGUUUCAAGUCCCACGAGCAAGGAGAAGCAAACAAACCCUUUGUGUUCAGACCUUUGCUGGCCCAGCAUUAGGCUGAGCUGGUGGAACACCAGGCGUGAUACAGAGGGCUGCAUGGGCGCAGAAGAGGUCAGAAUGUUCCCUUCCAUACCUACCCAUGUCUCACACCACUACAUUUUACCCAACAUUACAAAGUGUGUGUGGGUUCUGUGCCCGGCUUUGCUGGAACACUCUCAGGAUGACCUCUGCAGCUCAGACACAGAUUUGGUCACCGCCACUGCAUUCCUAGUCCCUGUGCAAUGCUAUAAAAAUAAUAGUGAUGUUGGGUUUUAUUCUCCUUUUCUUGAGAAAUUUACUUUUGUAGCAGCUUUUGCAUGUGACGUGAGCAUCUUGUUAGGAUAGACCUUACCACAGCAGCUGCCGUUGAAACACGUUGCUAGGUGGUAGUGUGUCCAGCAAGUACAGCCUGCAAGUACAGCCUGUUCUAAUAGGUACACACACAAAGGCCCUCCUCGCCAAUACAACAUAACCACCCUCAGACCUGCUGCAUGCUGCAAUACCUCCUGCAGUGUUGUGCUUCAGUCUGCCAAUGCAGUUCUGAUGAGAUGAGAUGACAAAGUCAGAAUUGUUAUCAUGAUCUGAUCUCAGCUUCCCCAUGCCGAACACACCAGAGUAUAUUAUCAGCCUGGGAUGGGCUGACCAAGCCUGGCCUUCAUUUCUUCAUUGUUUUCCUCUAUUUCUGGUGCUUUCCUACUCCCAUUUUUGAAUUAAAUUCGUAUUCAGUAAUUGCUUCCAGCAGUGAAUUGGGAGUGGGGCUUCAAUGCUGGGAAAACCAGGACCAGCCCUAGUUCUGCCAUCACUUGGUGUCAUUGCCAACCCCUUCCCCAUUGAAUUGUUGCCUCCCAAGCCUGCCCAUCACUGAAUGCUUCCUUGGUGAGACCUCCAAAUCACUGGCAAAGCUCAGAGCCUGGUAGGGAGGUGUCCCAGUCCAGCAAACAUUCCCUAGGGGAUUUCACAGGUACCUCCUGAGCCCAGAAACAGGGAGUUCCAGUCCCCCUAAAAAUCAUUCCCUUUUUUUUGCCAUGUAUGCCCACCAUGGGCUGGCCCCAGUGCUGGCUCCCCUGCUCAGUGAUGCUGGCACAUCUCCCUUGAUCACAGGGCAUCCACAGGUGCCUGGCCCACCCCAUAGGGCCCAGGGGGGAAGGGGGGCAGAGCAGGGGGCCACUCACCCCUCAUCCCUCUGGCAGCAGCUUGGAGUUACCAAACAUUUGCAGAUUGAGCACUGAGGCCUUGGUGCGUCCCACUGCAGGGUUCUGGGGGUGGCAGGGCUGCCAAAGCUGCUGCUGGUGAUGGUGGUGGGGAAGAAAGCUGACGCUGACAGGUGCAAAUCAGGUAUGUUCCGUCUCUGCACUGAUCGCUUGUGUCCCAUGGACACACAAGAAGCCCCUGUACAGUUCCCACACAGCAGGAGUCCCACAGUCCGGUUCACUCUGUGGCUAAUGAGUACAGGAAGUUUGUAUUAUUUCGGUUCUGAUGUACAGAUAAGUGUAAUAUAUUCCUGAUAAUAAAUACACGCGCCAGCACACAGCGUGGGUGGGCGCAUAAAAACUGGGCUGUCCC